Molecule: messenger RNA, 3489 nt
Organism: Sarcophilus harrisii (Tasmanian devil)
Lineage: Eukaryota; Metazoa; Chordata; Mammalia; Dasyuromorphia; Dasyuridae
Gene: FMR1
Product: FMRP translational regulator 1
Exons: 15
Coding region: 257-1699 (480 amino acids)
Biological process (GO): regulation of dendritic spine development; positive regulation of protein phosphorylation; central nervous system development
Cellular component (GO): growth cone; dendritic filopodium; neuronal ribonucleoprotein granule
Molecular function (GO): protein homodimerization activity; mRNA 3'-UTR binding; translation regulator activity
Source: RefSeq, a predicted model, not a curated record
CGCGGAAGAUGGAGCUGUGGUAAUCCGAGGCUCCAAUGGAGCUUUCUACAAGGCAUUUGUAAAAGAUGUACAUGAAGAUUCGAUAACGGUUGCAUUUGAAAACAACUGGCAGCCAGAGAGACAAAUUCCAUUCCAUGAUGUGAGGUUCCCACCUCCUACAGGUUAUAAUAAAGAUAUCAAUGAAAGUGAUGAGGUUGAGGUUUACUCCAGGGCCAAUGAAAAAGAGCCAUGUUGCUGGUGGUUGGCUAAAGUACGCAUGAUCAAGGGCGAGUUUUAUGUAAUAGAAUAUGCAGCCUGUGAUGCCACUUACAAUGAAAUUGUCACAAUUGAGCGUUUAAGAUCUGUGAAUCCAAACAAACCGGCAACAAAAGAUACUUUCCACAAGAUCAAACUGGAAGUGCCAGAGGAUUUACGGCAAAUGUGUGCCAAAGAAUCAUCACAUAAGGACUUCAAAAAAGCAGUUGGGGCUUUUUCUGUAACAUAUGAUCCUGAAAAUUAUCAGCUUAUCAUCUUGUCUAUCAGUGAUGUAACAACAAAGAGGGCAAAUAUGCUGAUUGAUAUGCACUUUCGAAGUCUUCGAACUAAGUUGUCUCUGAUACUGAGAAACGAAGAAGCUAGUAAACAACUGGAGAGUUCAAGACAGCUUGCUUCAAGAUUUCAUGAACAGUUUAUUGUCCGUGAGGAUUUGAUGGGUCUAGCAAUUGGCACUCACGGUGCUAAUAUUCAGCAAGCUAGAAAAGUACCUGGAGUCACUGCUAUUGAUUUAGAUGAAGAUACUUGUACAUUUCAUAUUUACGGAGAGGAUCAGGAUGCAGUGAAAAAAGCCAGAGGUUAUCUUGAGUUUGCAGAAGAUGUAAUCCAAGUUCCAAGGAACCUAGUAGGCAAAGUAAUAGGAAAAAAUGGAAAACUGAUUCAAGAGAUUGUGGACAAGUCAGGUGUUGUAAGAGUGAGAAUUGAGGCUGAAAAUGAUAAAAAUAUUCCACAAGAAGAGGGAAUGGUACCAUUUGUCUUUGUUGGAACCAAGGACAGCAUCACCAAUGCAACAGUUCUUCUGGAUUAUCAUCUUAAUUACUUAAAGGAAGUAGACCAACUGCGUUUGGAGAGGCUGCAGAUUGAUGAGCAGUUGCGACAGAUUGGUGCAAGUUCUAGACCACCACCAAAUCGUGCAGAUAAGGAUAAAGGCUACAUGACUGACGAUGGCCCGGGACUUGGCCGAGGUAGUAGGCCUUACAGAAAUAGAGGACAUGGUAGACGUGGUCCUGGAUAUGCUUCAGGAACUAAUUCUGAAGCAUCAAAUGCUUCUGAAACAGAAUCUGACCACCGAGAUGAACUCAGUGAUUGGUCUUUGGCCCCAGCAGAGGAAGAAAGGGACAACUACUUACGUAGAGGAGAUGGACGAAGACGCGGAGGUGGCGGCCGAGGACAAGGAGGAAGAGGUCGUGGCGGUUUUAAAGGAAAUGAUGAUCAGUCUAGAACAGAUAAUCGGCAGCGGAAUGUAAGAGACGCUAAAGGAAGAACUGCAGAUGGAUCACUUCAGAUCAGAAUUGACUACAAUAAUGAAAGAAGUGUCCACACUAAAACAUUACAGAAUACGUCAAACGAAGGUAGUCGGCUGCGCACGGGUAAAGAGCGUAAUCAGAAGAAGGAAAAAUCAGACAGCGUGGAUGGGCAGCAACCGCUGGUGAAUGGAGUACCCUAAACUGCAUAGUUCUUGAGUCAUAUUUCCUAUACUGUUUCAGUAAUUCUUAUUCCACAUUAGAGAAACUUUGUUAGGCCAAAGACAAAUUAGUAGGCAAGAUGGCGCAGGGCAUGAAAUGAAGACAAAAGUUCUGUUAGCCUUUUUUGUUUGUUUGUUUUUUUAUUAUUGGCUGUAAGCAACUGUUUUCAGGAUAAGAACUUAUACAAACAUUUACUUAAGAAUAUCUUGGACUUCUAAAAUAUGCUUUCAAGUACAUAUUGUGUACUUCAAAAAAAAUUUUUGUUUUGUUUUCUAAAAAUAUCAAGUUGUGCACUAGUAUACUUUCUGUUCAUUUGGACUUCUCCUGCAUUGGGUCAAUCACUGCUAAAUUUAUUCUUUUUUUCUGAAUAAAUAGUGUUUGUGAUAAUCAAAUUAGGCUUCUGUUUUCAAUCAAACUUCAAAGUCCUUAUGAAAUGCUCUGUCGUUUCAUGUCCUGUGUCAGUUCACGUUUUGGUCCACUUUUUCCAGUAUCUUAGUGGACCUCAAAAUGUGUGAUGUAACAAUUAUCAUUUUCAUUAGCAAAAAAAAAGUUGUAUGAUCUGUGCCUUUUUUAUAUCUUGGCAGGUAGGAAUAUUUUAUUUGGAAGCAGAAAUCAGGGAAGAGAAGUUGGAAACACUAAAUGUAAAAUAUAUGUAGCAAACCCUGUUCAGACAUUUAGUACUUUAUAGAAGAAUGCAUGCUUUCCAUACUUUUUUUCCUUACUUAAACAUCAGGUUAGGCAGUAUAAAGAAUAGGGGUUUUUUGUUUUGGGUUUUUGCACUGAAGAUUGACAGUGUUGAAAAGUGUAAUUUUUCUUUACACGUGGGAUAAGAAAUCACUCUUUCCAUUUUGAAAGAGAAAAAUUUCUUUGGGAACAAAUCUUCCUAGUUGCAAGCUAGUAUAACAUGCUUAUUUGGCCAGAUAAAAAUGUUGAGUAAAUAGUCAUAAUUUCAUCUUUCCACAAAAUAUCGACUUGUUUUUCAUGAUUUUAACUUCAAACUUAUCUCAGGGGAGGUAUAGGAAGGUGAUGUCCUUUGUGAUUGAUAUGUGAAGCACAGGUAUCCAACUUUGUAACAUUGGAGGCAGGUUAAAUUGUUAAAUUUGAAGUUCACAACCUGAUUUGAAAGAAGAAUCAGAAGGCAUUCUACAAUUUGAUAACAAGUAAUAGACAAUUAUGGAAUGGGGGUGGGGAUGGGGAAUUUUUGCUUUUUUCCCCCCCUUUAAGAUUAUGAAUGAUGUUUACUGGGGAAAAACUCUUAAGGACUUUCAUUUUAAAAUUUUCUAUUUUUCUUUAAAAAUUACUCCAGUGGGGGGUGCCACUGAUUUAUGUACUGAACUAUACAAACCAAACCUGCCUCUGAUGUAUUUUGUGAGUUUCAUUUAUCUUUGCUUUUCUUUUCACUGUUACUUUUCCUUGCAUACAAGUAAGCAUAUAAAAAUCACAAGAAACUGCACAUGGUUUAACAAAUAUUAAAAUGUCUUUAAAAUCUUGCCAAACAUUAUUGUUGAUUUUAGUUAUUUAUUUUGGGAAUGUAUAGCUUUUGAGAAAACAAAAACUGGUACCUUGCACACAUCAUCUGUAAGCUGUUUGGUUAAAAUACUGUAGAUAAUUAACCAAGGUAGACUGACCUUGUAAUGUAACUGCUCUUGGGCAAUAUUCUCUGUACAUAUUAGCUGCAACAGAUUGGAUUUUAUGUUGACAUUUGUUUGAUUAUAGUGCAAUAUAUUUUGUAUGCAAGCAGUUUCAAUAAAGUUUGGUCUUCCUCUGCUAA